Messenger RNA from Euleptes europaea (tarantolino), 987 nucleotides. It is a transcript of the gene GNB1L, whose product is annotated as G protein subunit beta 1 like. Lineage: Eukaryota; Metazoa; Chordata; Lepidosauria; Squamata; Sphaerodactylidae. Bases 1 to 987 code for a protein of 328 amino acids. The transcript has 6 exons. The record is from RefSeq and is a predicted model, not a curated record. Gene Ontology annotation, molecular function: protein binding.
AUGGCUCUCCCCCCUCCGGAUCCACAGUAUGUUCUCCGAGGAGCUAACGAUGCAGUCAAUACUCUGUGCUUUCACUGUGCGGAUCCGGAACCUGAACUUCCCAUUCUUUUCUCAGGGUCUUCGGAUGGGCUGAUCCACAUCUGGAACAUAAAGACACGCAGGAUGGACACAACGCUGAAUGGUCACGGCGGAAAAUCCGUGUUCUGGGUGAAAACGUUAGGCAACCGAAAUACGCUUCUUAGCCAGGGGCGCGAUCAAAAUGUCUGCUUGUGGGACCUGGCGGAAGGAAGGAAGGACGUCACAGACUCUGUUUGCACAGAGAACGUUGGUUUCUGCAAAUGCUCCCUCUUGAAGGUGGCAGAGAGACGUUGGCUAAUGGCUAUGCCAGGCAAAGACUUAGAAGAGGUUCGGGUUUUGGAGCUGCCAUCCAAGACGUCAGUCUGUACCUUGAAGCCAGAGGCAGAAGCCAAACUGGGCAUGCCCCUGUGUCUCAAACUGUGGCAGCCUGGCGUUGGUUCGUCUCCUUCCCUUCUGGCUGGCUACGAGGAUGGGUCAGUGGUACUGUGGAAUUUGUCGGCGGGGAAAAGGCUGAGUCGACUCGUGUGUCAUCAGGAGCCAAUCAUGGCCCUUGACUUUGACUCGGAGAAGGCCAAGGGGGUGUCGGGCUCGUCUGAGAAGAUGCUGAGUGUCUGGAGCCAAAACGAGCAGCAGAACCUAGAGAUUCAGCAGACGUACCAGCUCACCAACCCUGGGAUUGCUGACAUGACCCUCAGACCCGACAAGAAGAUUUUGGCCAGUGCUGGCUGGGACUACCGCAUCCGUAUCUUUGGCUGGAAAAAGCUGAAGCCAUUGGCCGUACUGGACUACCACACCGCAGCUGUCCAUUGCGUGGCCUUCUCAGACCACAGUCAGCCCAGCCAAAGACUGAUGGCCGCGGCCUCCAAAGAUCACCGCGUCAGCAUCUGGGCAAUAUAUAAUCAAACUUGA